GCUCUGUGCUCUGUGCUCAGUGCUCAGCGAGCGGCAGGCCGGGCAGCAUGGCUCCACAAGUGUUCACGGUGGAACUGCCCGGGCUGGGACGCCCGACGCCCACCUCCUUCGAGGAGGCCAUAGCUCUGACGGGCCACGGCAGAUUCCACCGGCUGCUCCUGGUGUGCUGCGGUAUGGCACUCGCCUCCGUCAUAGCGGUCACCAUCAACACCUCGUAUGUGAUGCCUUCCGUCGGCUGCGAGUUCCUGAUGACCUCCCACGAGAAGGGCCUGCUCAACUCCAUGGUCUACAUAGGCAUGAUCUGUAGCUCGCACCUUUGGGGGUUCCUGGCGGACACGCGCGGCAGGAAGCCCAUCAUCCUGGCCGGCUUCCUCAUGGACACUGUGUGCACCAUCAGCUCCAGCUUCACGCAUUCCUACUGGCUCUACCUGCUGCUGCGCUUUCUCAAUGGCUUCGCCAUCAACGCGACGGCCGCCAUCAACUACGCCUACCUGGGGGAGUUCCACCCCGCCUCGACUCGCACCCAGGCCAUCAUGUGGUGCGGAGUGUUCGUGUCGCUGGCCAGCAUCCUGCUGCCAGGGCUCGCCUGGGUGGUGAUCCCACAGCCGUGGAGCGUGGAGCUGCCCGCCUUCACGUUCAGCUCGUGGCGCGUGUUCCUGCUGCUGUGCUCGGCGCCCAGCCUCGUCACGGCGGCGCUCUUCACGCUCAUGCCGGAGAGCCCCAAGUUCCUGCUCACCCAGGGACGUCACGACGAGGCGCUCGCCAUCCUGCGGCGCAUCUACAGCCUCAACACCAGCAAGCCCUCUGACACCUACCCGGUGCAGCGACUCAUGCUGUCGGAAAGUAGCGUCGACCCCCCCGCCAGCAAACAACCCUCGCAGAGCUUCCAGGACGUCAUGAGGAGCGUGUGGAGGCAGACCGCGCCUCUCUUUGUGCCUCCUCACCUUCUCUCCACCGUCAUCAGCUUCCUCCUCCUCUUCGUCUUCUUCUGCGUGGGCAACGGCGUGAUGCUGUGGCUGCCGGAGAUCUUCAACACGGUGUCGCAGUUCUCUGCGCUGGCACCGGACGAGCCAAGCUCGGUGUGCGCCUCCUACCACGGCCUGGGCAGUCUCAACACCACCGCGCAUGCGCUGCUGCAGCUCAACGACUCCGGCCAAGGCGACAUGCUCUGCUCCACUGCCAUCGACCCCAUCGCUUUCCAGAACACCUUGAUCGCCGGCGGGGUGUCUUGCGUUAUGUACCUGGCGGCCGGAGUGGCUGUGCACUUCAUCAGCAAGAAGUCGUUCACCCUGCUGGUGCUGGUGGUAGCAGCGGCCUGCGGCCUAGGCCUCGACUUCGUCAACAUGCCAUCACUGGUGACGGCGCUCGCCUGUGUGAUGGUGUCCGUGCUUUUUACCGGCGUUAGUGUUGUCAGCUCCUUUGUCGUCGAUGUCUUUCCCACUCAUCUCAGAGGCAUGGCCAUGAGCCUAGGGCUGAUGGCAGGGAGGAUCGGAACUGUCAGUGGUAACAUGAUCCUGGGAGCACUCCUUGAGCAUGACUGCGACGUGGUCUUCUACUUCAUCGCUGCCAUUUGCCUGGGUUGUGCACUUCUGACGUUCCUGCUACCAGGGAGAAAAUAAGAUAUGUUAAUUUUAUACUUGUGUAUAUAUAUUUUCAAAUAAAUCCUGCGUUUUUUUAUCUCGCAA
Molecule: messenger RNA, 1685 nt
Organism: Bacillus rossius redtenbacheri
Lineage: Eukaryota; Metazoa; Arthropoda; Insecta; Phasmatodea; Bacillidae
Product: synaptic vesicle glycoprotein 2B-like
Exons: 10
Coding region: 48-1619 (523 amino acids)
Biological process (GO): transmembrane transport
Cellular component (GO): membrane
Molecular function (GO): transmembrane transporter activity
Source: RefSeq, a predicted model, not a curated record